CGGCCGCCAGGCGGGAGCUGAAGUCCGCAGGUGGGCUGCGGCGGGCGUGAUGCGGCGGGCGUCGCGGCCGCGGAGGCCACUGCCGGACCCCUGGCGCUUUUUGCGACUCUAGCGGCUCUCAGGAGGCCUUCCCUCCUCGGUGGCGGGGCUUCUUUGGGUCCUACGGCUAGGGAGAACGGGGUAGGACAGGGGGACGGGCCUCCCACCCAUCCCUCACUCCACGCGGCGGGCAUGUCCGUGGCGGAGGCCGCGGCGACCGCCGAAGCCCAGGAAGCCGGCGGCAAGAUCCGGCCCAGCAGCCUUCGCCGGAUCCCGGUAAUCGGGGUGGUGACCCAGGACGAGGAGGCGCAGGGUGCUUUUAAGACCAUGGACCUGAAUCGUGUCAUCAGCCUCCUUGAAAAGACUGAUAAAGAUGAUUUAGAAGAAAAACAACUUAAAUCUGUCAAGAAACUGGUGCAGUGUUAUCAGAAUGGAUUUCCCCUAAGGGAUUUAGCCCAAAUAUUUAAAAUUUUGAAUCUAUGUGCAGAAAAAAUUGAAAACCAGCCCCAUUUUAUAGAAUCUGCAUUUAACAUCCUAAAAUUAUGUAGCUUGCCAUUUUUGAAAAAGAAGGUAUCAGAUGAAAUAACAUAUGCUGAAGACGCUGCUAAUUCAAUUGCGCUUCUGGGUGAAUUAAUGAAAAUACCGAAUUCUGAAUUGAGGAUACAAAUUUGUAAAUGUAUUGUUGACUUUUAUCAUGCAGAACCACCAAAGAAGCAUAUUACAGGUUACCAGCAAGCAAGUUCAUCAUACAAGAUUAAGAUGGCUGAGGUUGGGGGAUUGGCAAAAACAAUGGUCCAGUCGUUGGGCUUACUUGAAAAUCAACUUGUUGAGAAACUUUGGGUACUUAAAGCUCUGCAACAUCUCUCAACUUCUGAAGUUAAUUGCACGUUAAUGAUGAAAGCACAAGCAGCCAGUGGAAUCUGUGCUCACCUCAAUGACCCAGAUCCCUCUGGACAGCUUCUGUUUCGUUCAUCAGAGAUACUUUGGAAUUUAUUGGAAAAAUCUUCAAAAGAAGAAAUCAUACAACAGCUUAGUAAUUUGGAAUGUUUGCUGGCUUUGAAGGAAGUAUUUAAAAAUCUGUUUAUGAGAGGUUUUAGUCAUUAUGAUCGUCAGCUUAGAAAUGACAUACUAGUAAUCACAACAAUCAUAGCUCAAAAUCCUGGAGCACCAAUGAUUGAAUGUGGCUUUACGAGGGAUUUGAUUCUAUUUGCAACCUUCAAUGAAGUUAAAAGUCAAAAUCCUUUGGUAAAAGGUCUUAGGUUUUCUAAUUCCUAUGAAGAUUUUGAGUUGAAGAAAUUGCUUUUCAAUAUAAUUGUGAUCUUAUGUAAAGAUCUACCUACUAUACAGCUAUUAAUUGAUGGCAAAGUUAUUUUGGCUUUGUUUACCUAUGUUAAAAAGCCUGAGAAACACAAAAUAAUUGAAUGGUCUGCAGCACAGUAUGAAGAAUUACAACUGCAUGCAAUUGCCACUUUGUCAUCAGUGGCUCCUUUAUUAACAGAAGAAUAUAUGCUGUGUCAGGGAAAUGCUCGAGUCCUUGCAUUUCUAGAAUGGUGUGAGAGUGAAGAUCCCUUCUUUAGUCAUGGUAAUAGUUUUCAUGGUACAGGUGGCCGUGGCAACAAGUUUGCCCAGAUGCGUUAUAGUUUAAGACUCUUGAGAGCCAUGGUCUACCUUGAGGAUGAGACUAUAAACAAUGAUCUUUGUGAAAAAGGAACAAUUCAGCAACUGAUAGGAGUUUUUAAAAAUACAAUAAGCCAGUCUGAUGACAAAGAAGAAGUCAUUGUUUUGGAAAUUCAAUCUGAUAUAUUACUUAUUUUAUCCAGUCUUUGUGAACAUCAUAUUCCUAGGAAGGAAAUGUUCGGAACUGAAGGAGUGGAUAUAAUUCUCCGUGUAAUGAAAACAGACCCCACAAAGUUACAAAGUGGAUUAGGCUAUAAUGUACUUCUUUUUAGUACAUUGGACAGCAUUUGGUGCUGUAUUUUAGGGUGUUAUCCAUCAGAGGAUUACUUUCUUGAAAAGGAAGGCAUUUUUCUCCUUUUGGACUUACUGGCAUUGAACCAAAAAAAAUUCUGUAAUCUAAUACUUGGAAUAAUGGUUGAAUUUUGUGAUAAUCCCAAAACUACGGCUCAUGUCAAUGCUUGGCGAGGGAAGAAGGACCAAACAGCUGCUAGUCUUUUAAUUAAAUUGUGGAGAAAGGAAGAAAAAGAACUGGGAGUAAAACGUGACAAACAUGGGAUGAUCAUUGAUACAAAGAAACCUCUAUUUACUAGUUUCCAAGAAGAGCAAAAAAUCAUGCCAUUGCCUGCAAACUGCCCAACUCUUGCAGUUAUGGAUGUUGCUGAGAAUAUCAGAGCAAAAAUUUAUGCUGUGCUAGGCAAACUGGAUUUUGAAAAUUUACCUGGCCUAUCUGCUGAAGAUUUUGUCACUCUUUGUAUCAUACAUAGAUACCUUGAUUUUAAAAUUGGAGAAAUAUGGAAUGAAAUAUAUGAAGAAAUAAAAUUAGAAAAGUUAAGACCAGUCACUACAGAUAAAAAAAUUUUGGAAGCUAUUACAACAGCAUCAGAAAAUAUUGGCAAGAUGGUUGCUUCUCUUCAAAGCGAGAUGAUUGAAAGCCAAGCACACCAAGAUGUGCAAAGUGAACAAAAAGUAUAUACAAAAAUACAAGCCACACAUAAGCAAAGAGAAUUGGCUACUAAAUCAUGGGAAAAUUUCUUGGCCAGAACAUCAAAUGCUAAAGCUUUAAAGAAAGCAAAGAGACUUCAGGAGAAAGCUAUAGAAUCCUCUAGAUACAGUGAGCACCCACCAAAUGCAGUAUUUCACAGGACAGAUAUUAAAGGCCUUAAUACAACGGUGCCUUCUGGUCGGGUAGUAACAGUGGAAAGCACCCCUGCCCGAUUACUGGGAGGACCUCUGGCUGAUACAGAUAUUGCUCUUAAAAAACUCCCUAUUCGUGGAGGAGCCCUACAAAAGGUGAAAGCAGUGAAAACUGUGAAUGAGUCAAAGAAGAGUGUUCCUACAUAAAAUAAUCUACAGGCAUUCUGAAAUAAAUUUUGCUUAUA
Molecule: messenger RNA, 3095 nt
Organism: Canis lupus familiaris (dog)
Lineage: Eukaryota; Metazoa; Chordata; Mammalia; Carnivora; Canidae
Gene: CFAP69
Product: cilia and flagella associated protein 69
Exons: 23
Coding region: 232-3057 (941 amino acids)
Biological process (GO): response to odorant; positive regulation of flagellated sperm motility; olfactory behavior
Cellular component (GO): sperm midpiece; non-motile cilium
Source: RefSeq, a predicted model, not a curated record